AUUAUACAUAUCUAUAGCAUUCGGUUUACUUAAAAGUGAAAUUUUAAAAUGAUUUAGACUGUAAAUCCUAGGGUCCUCAAAUUUUCUAUUGAAAAUGCAUUUUUCAAAUUUAAGCUUAACCAUAACUUUUGUUUUUAUUAUUUAUUAUGCACGUUUUAUAGAGGGAAAUCAUUCAAAUAAUUGGGCUGUACUUGUAGAUACUUCUAGAUUUUGGUUUAAUUACAGGCAUGUAGCGAAUGUCUUGUCAAUUUAUAGAAGUGUGAAGCGUUUAGGAAUUCCAGAUAGUCAAAUUAUAUUAAUGGUUGCUGAUGAUAUGGCUUGCAAUCCUCGGAAUCCCAGUCCUGCAACUGUGUAUAACAAUGCAGACCAACAGCUUAAUGUUUAUGGUGAUGAUGUUGAAGUUGAUUUUAGAGGCUAUGAGGUUACUGUUGAGAACUUUGUUAGAUUACUAACUGGUCGUUUGCCACCUGAAACUCCACGUUCUAAACAGUUAUUAACAGAUGAAGGUAGCAAUAUAUUAAUAUAUCUUACGGGGCAUGGUGGAGAUGGUUUUUUAAAAUUUCAAGACUCUGAAGAAGUUACUAGUCAAGAAUUAGCUGAUGCUCUUGAGCAAAUGUGGCAAAAAAGAAGGUAUCAUGAAAUAUUUUUCAUGAUUGAUACUUGUCAGGCCUCUUCAAUGUAUGAAAAGUUUUACUCUCCAAAUAUUUUGGCCAUGGCCAGUAGUUUGGUGGGAGAAGAUUCACUCUCACAUCAUGUUGAUCCAGCCAUUGGAGUGUAUAUCAUUGAUCGAUAUACUUUUUAUGCAUUAAAAUUUUUAGAAAAUGUCAAACUAAAUAGUCGUAUCAGUAUGAAAAGUUUUCUUGGUGUUUGUCCUAAACAAGAUUGUAUAUCUACAGUUGGAGUACGAACAGACUUAUUUCACAGAGAUCCUGCCAAAGUUCCUAUAACUGAUUUUUUUGGAUCAGUCCGACCAGUUGAAUUUACAUUUAACAUUUUAGAUAUAUCUGAAACUCCUCUGAUUUGAUUAAAAAAAAUUAAUUUUUGUACAUUAUUUUAUAUUGUAUAUUGUUAUCAUAUAAUUUAAUAUAUUCAUAUUAUUAAAUCUGUA
Molecule: messenger RNA, 1108 nt
Organism: Daktulosphaira vitifoliae (grape phylloxera)
Lineage: Eukaryota; Metazoa; Arthropoda; Insecta; Hemiptera; Phylloxeridae
Gene: PIG-K
Product: putative GPI-anchor transamidase
Exons: 7
Coding region: 95-1024 (309 amino acids)
Biological process (GO): attachment of GPI anchor to protein; proteolysis; protein localization to cell surface
Cellular component (GO): GPI-anchor transamidase complex
Molecular function (GO): GPI-anchor transamidase activity
Source: RefSeq, a predicted model, not a curated record